Rubroshorea leprosula is the source of this 2042-nucleotide messenger RNA. NCBI's taxonomy places the organism in Eukaryota, Viridiplantae, Streptophyta, Magnoliopsida, Malvales, Dipterocarpaceae. The record is from the annotation of a GenBank genome assembly.
CAAUUUUUGAAGGGUAUUUUUCUUCCCUCUAAAUCCUUCCAAGGCAAAAUGAUAGGGAUUACCUACCUAGUAUGAAAUAUUUAUGUCCAACCUAACAGCGACUAGAAACCAGACAGUAAGACGAGAAAUCAUGGCCCACCUGUGUCUUUUAGAGAGAGACAAAAAAUAAAGCUAGGCUUCUGAAAAGGAAAUUGUGGUGUACAGGCUUUUCUGGCUGGUAUUUUCAUACCGAGAGUUUCAUUUUCAGAGUAAUGUUCUGAUUCCUUUGCUUAAUACAACAUUUAAUCAGCUUCCCCUAUUGCACAGAACCUGCUUUCCAGGGUAUGUUCCCGCAAAAAUCAGAUUCAUCUUGCUUUGUUUAUCUUUUGAAGUUUGUGCAUGUUUUAACGCAUUAUUUGAUUGUUUUCUCUCGGUUUCUGUGUAGUUUUCAGCCUGUUCUCAUGCUUGUUCUUAGCAAGUAAUUGUGUAAUUUCCUGUAAAUGAGGUGCAGGAUUCACAUGGUGUUUAAGAGUUUGGGAGUAGUUGUCUGUGUAUUUUUCAGCCUGUUCUCAUGCUUGUACUUAGCUAGUAAUUGUGUAAUUUCCUGUAAAUAAGGUGCAGCAUUCACAUGGUGUUUAAGAGUUUGGGAGAACUUCUCUUGUUUUCCUCAUAGAAUCCGCAUCUUCUUUCCAUGAAUUAACAGAACUUUACUCGUGAUGUGAACCUUAAUUUUCUGCUUUAAAGUUUCAUACAUUGUAAACUAUAACUGCAACUCGAAGACCUCAAAUAUAUGCAUAUUAUGAGUUCUUAUGAUUUCUAUUUGGAGCUUAUGGAGUACGUAAUAGCAUCAGCAGCUGGAUGUGGUAGAAAGUUUUCAGUUAGACUAAUGAACAUGUUUCAGAACAAUGGCAGCAGAAGCUGUUAAUGUGAAGGAAUUCCAGGAGUUGGCCAGACAAGUGCUUCCAAAGAUGCACUAUGAUUUCUAUGCUGGAGGUGCCGAGGAUCAGUACACCUUAAAAGAGAAUGAAGAAGCAUUUAAAAGAAUAAUUAUCCAGCCUAGAGUUCUUGUGGAUGUGAGUGGAAUUGAUCCAUCAACUACAGUGUUGGGUUUUAAUAUCUCAAUGCCAAUUAUGAUUGCUCCUACUUCUAUGCAUAAGCUGGCAAAUCCAGAAGGGGAGCUUGCCACCGCCAGAGCAGCAGCAACUUGUAACACAAUAAUGGUCUUAUCUUCCUCUUCUACCUACCGUUUGGAAGAGGUUGCUGCCUGCUGCAACGCUGUUCGGUUCUUCCAAUUAUUUAUGUACAAGAAACGGGAUGUAUCAGCUAAGCUGGUGCAGAGAGCUGAAAGUAGUGGAUACAAGGCUAUUGUUCUAACUGCUGAUACUCCAAGACUUGGUCGUAGGGAGGCAGACAUAAAGAACAAAUUGAUUGUACCUGAGUUCGAGAAUUUGAAAGGCCUACUAUCAACUAAUGUUGUUCCUGAUGGAGGCUCAAGUUUAGCAGCUUAUGCCAAGGAGACUCAAGAUGCUUCUCUUAGUUGGGAGGAUAUAGCAUGGUUAAAAUCUAUAACAAACAUGCCAAUUCUGAUCAAGGGUAUACUCACUCAUGAAGAUGCAACAAGGGCUGUUGAAGUUGGUGCCGCUGGGAUUAUUGUCUCCAACCAUGGAGCUCGCCAACUAGAUUACUCUCCUUCUACUAUAUCUGUUCUGGAAGAGGUGGUACAUGCCACUGGAGGAAAACUUCCAGUUUUCCUUGACGGUGGAAUUCGGCGAGGAACUGAUAUUUUUAAAGCAUUAGCCCUUGGAGCAAAAGCAGUCCUGGUUGGGAGGCCAGUUAUCUAUGGUCUGGCAGCAAUGGGGGAAUACGGGGUGAAACGAGUUUUGGAACUGCUAAAGAAUGAGUUUGAGCUCACCAUGGCCCUUGCUGGCUUGCCCAACCCUAAGGAUGCCUAUUUACAUUAAAGCAGAUCUUAACCUGAAAAAUCUAUGAUGUGUGGCAAUAAAUCUUUAAUGUGUCCAUGUUUAUUGGUUACAUCUCUAUUGCAUUAAAGAACUAAUUUUCCU